Molecule: messenger RNA, 2561 nt
Organism: Cygnus olor (mute swan)
Lineage: Eukaryota; Metazoa; Chordata; Aves; Anseriformes; Anatidae
Gene: SCNM1
Product: sodium channel modifier 1
Exons: 8
Coding region: 101-877 (258 amino acids)
Biological process (GO): RNA splicing
Cellular component (GO): nucleus
Source: RefSeq, a predicted model, not a curated record
UUGGCCCCCCGCGCCCGCGCGCGGCCCGCCGGGAAAAGCGACCCGGAAGCGGGGCGGGGGCCGUCCCCAUGGUAACGGGGCGGCCGCGCUGGGCGCCGCCAUGUCCUUCAAGCGGGACGGCGACGAGCCCGGGCAGCUGGCGGCGCUGCAGAAACGGCGCGUGGCGGACCUGCUGGCCAACUACAUCCCCGAGGAUGAGGCGCUGCUGCUGCGGAGCGGGAGGUACGCCUGCACGGUGUGUGCCCACCGGCCCGUCUUCGACACGCUGGAGGUGCUGGCAGUGCACCGGGCUGGCAGGAAGCACCUGGGCAGCCUGCAGCGCUGCUACGGCAGCGAGCGCUGGCGGGAGGACGCUGCGCAGGAGCAGCGGCACGAGGAGCUGGUGCGGGUGGAGGUGGCGGGUGCGCAGGGCUCCCCAGCCCCUUUGCUGGCCCGGACAAGGAGGAUUGCCCAGAGCGCCCUGCUGAAGGCUGCUCCCUACAGCAGCUGCUGCCGGAGGACAGGGGCAGCUGGAAGCGGCGCACGAGGGGUGAGGACCCAGCCGGGGCCGAGCACUGCCCAGGCUCCCUCGCAGGAGGACAGGGGCGCCGUGGAGGCCACCCCUGCGGCCCUGCUGCCAGGGCACUGCAGCAGGCAAGCAGGUGCGCUGAAGGCAGCUUCCACCCACGCCGGCCAAGGCAGAAAAGGAAAAGCAGCAUCGUCAUCACCUCCGAGUGAGCCCGAAGCCCUCAGCCCUGCGAGGCGCCAGGCGCUGGAGCGGUACCUGCAGCUGCGGAGCGCCGGCUGGAUCCAGGAUCGCUCUGGCAAGUGGGUGAAGGAUGAGAACGCCGAAUUUGACUCCGAUGAGGAUGAGCCGCCUGCACUGCUGCCAGCCUGAGGUCCCUGACCCCCAGGGCUGCCCCCGACCCCGCUGCGUGCCACAAGAACAGAGGCAGCUGGAGACGAAGGAGGCGUUCCAACCAUUGGGGCAGGUCCCGGGAAACAUGGUGUGGCACUGGGGGUCCCCUUGCUCUUUGUUCCCAGGGUGCGCCUUUUUUGGGUGUCCCUAUCCCGGCCAGAGCACUGUGAUCUCAGCUUGGAUUUUGGCCCGUCGCUGCCCGUCUCUUCCUGUCCCUGGCCCAAGUCACGCUCGCUUUCCUGCCCAGGCACAGGUGCCUGUGGGUCGUGGCCUUUUGGGGUGGUGGCACUGGGCUUCCCCCUCCUCGUGGCCCCGCAGCUGUCCUGGCGCUUGGCAAAACACCCGGCCCCGCCAGCUCCACCCUCGCCUCUGUUUCCCACCUCCCUUCUGCCCGGGGGGCCCACGGGAGCCCCCACCUCAGGGCACCCCCCUGCGCCCUGCCAGCUCCUGGCACCCCAAGCUGCCCUCAGCGCCCUGGGGAGAGCUCCCAAUGGGAGCACCCACCGACGGCUCGCUUGGGCCCCGGGGCCGGAUCCUGUCCCUGGGGAGGGCUCCUUGGCAGCGCUGCCUGGGGUGACGUUACACCUGGGCACCGGGAUUUACCCGCUCGCUCAGCUCAGACCUAUAAAUAGCCAUCGGGACGGGUGCCAGGACCCUGGCGAGUGACAGCCCAAGCCGGGUGCGGGUCUGGGGGCUCUUCCCGGAGACCUGCAGCCCCCAUCCACCCCGUGGGCACCCGGUGCUGGCCCCUAUGGGCCCCAGGUGCCCAGUUCCAUUCCACAAAGGCACCCAGCUCCCUGCUGAGGGGUGCCCCGCUCCCCCCCCGGCACAGGGCCUGGCCCCGUAACCCAACCCCCGGGGUAUAAAUACCCCGACCCUGCUGCCCGUUGCUCCACGAGGGGAUGCAGGCAUCCAGCUUGCCCCGUAACUGGAUUAAUGGCGUGAGGCUAACGGGGGCCUCUGGGUCUCGAGCCCUGAAAAAGGGAUCCUCCAGCAGUGUUACCCUCCCUCAGCCAAUCCCUCCGGAUCCCCCCCCAUGCACUAAUCCUGCCCUCGUCCUUGUGGCCCUGUCCCAAGAGCAGCCUCCGACCCCGUGUCUCCGUAACCUUUAUUUACAGCUGACCCAGCCCUGGGGAGCCCAAAGCGCGGCUCGGGGGCGAGCUGAGCUCCGGGGUCUGCAGGGCUGUGGUGGGAAGCGUUCAGGUUUUCUUCUGCUUGCGACCUGGGGACGGGAAGAAGAAGCAGGUCAGGGCCAGGGCCAGGGCUGUGCGCCCCCCCCAAAAGCCAUUCUUCCCCCUCCCAGCCCCAUUCCUGCCCGGGGCAGCACCGGGGCACUCACGGAGCUCGUUGUUGCGGGUGAUGGCGAUGGCGGCGCGGGCACGGGGGCCCUGCUGUGUGAAGUGGUACCCGAAGCGCACCACGGAGGGGCACUGCUCCAGCAUCGUCGCCAUCUCCAUCUCCACUGUGUCGCCCAGCCGCUGGCACUGCAGGGCAGGGGCACAGCGUGCCAAACUGGGCACGCUGGGCAAACUGGGCACGCGCCCCAGGCCGCCCGUGGGUGCCCGUCCCUACCUGGUUGUCCACCUUGAGCUCGCUCAGGGUGUUGUUUUGGUACACGGCCUUGAUGAUGCUCAUCAUGCCGGCGCUGGUGAUGAAGUUGGAC